UGACAUGAUACAUUUGCCUGAUACUCAAAAUUACAAAACAACCCUACCCUUCUUCCUCAUUAAUCAGAUUGUCAAGACGAACCCCUACGCAAAGCGGCGCUCUGGACCUUUUGCAGCGGGGCACGAUACAUAUCUUCGGCGGCGAUGGGAGUACCGGCGUUUUACCGCUGGCUAGCGGAGAAGUACCCAAUGGUCGUUGUUGAUGUUAUAGAGGAAGAAGCCGUGGAAAUUGACGGCAUUAAAAUUCCCGUCGAUACAAGUAAACCUAACCCUAAUCAAAUUGAGUAUGACAACCUUUAUCUCGAUAUGAACGGAAUAAUCCAUCCCUGUUUUCACCCCGAAGACCGGCCUUCUCCAACCUCUUUUAAUGAGGUGUUCCAGUGCAUGUUUGACUACAUCGAUCGGCUCUUUGUGAUGGUGCGACCUAGGAAAUUGCUUUAUAUGGCUAUUGAUGGUGUUGCUCCAAGGGCAAAAAUGAAUCAGCAGCGAUCUAGGCGGUUUAGAGCAGCCAAAGAUGCAGCAGAUGCGGCAGCUGAGGAGGAAAGGCUUAGAGAGGAGUUUGAGAGGGAAGGCAGAAAGCUUCCUCCCAAACAAGAAUCACAAACUUUUGACUCAAAUGUCAUCACCCCUGGGACUGAAUUUAUGGCUGUUCUCUCCGUUGCUCUCCAGUACUAUGUUCACCAAAGAUUAAACAAUGAUCCUGGAUGGAAGCCUAUAAAGGUUAUCCUUUCGGAUGCUAAUGUUCCUGGUGAAGGGGAACAUAAGAUAAUGUCAUAUAUUCGGCUACAAAGGAACCUUCCUGGUUUUGAUCCAAACACCCGCCAUUGCUUAUACGGAUUGGAUGCUGAUCUCAUCAUGUUGGCUUUAGCUACCCAUGAAGUCCACUUUUCGAUACUUAGAGAGGUUGUAUUUACUCCUGGACAACAAGACAAGUGUUUUCUUUGUGGUCAAAUGGGAAAUGCUGAGGUUGUGCCCAAGAAACCAUACCAGUUUCUCAACAUAUGGACUCUUAGAGAGUACCUUGAAUAUGAGAUGAGAAUUCCUAAUCCUCCUUCCAAGAUUGAUUUUGAGCGAAUAGUUGAUGACUUUAUCUUCAUGUGUUUUUUUGUUGGGAACGACUUUCUACCACAUAUGCCCACUUUGGAAAUACGUGAGGGUGCAAUUAAUUUACUGCUAGCGGUGUAUAAAAAGGAGUUUAGGAACCUGAAUGGGUAUCUGACUAAUGGAAGCAAGCCAGACCUUAAGAAAGUGGAGCAGUUUAUUCAGGCGGUGGGGUCAUACGAAGAUAAAAUAUUUCAGAAAAGAGGGCGGUUGCAUCAGAGACAAGCGGAAAGGAUAAAACGUGAGAAAUCUCAAGCAAAAUCUCAAGCAAUGAGAGGAGAUGAUGCGGCACCACAAAUGGAACCGGACUCAUUAGUUCCAGUCGGCCGCUUUCAGGGAUCACGUCUUGCUUCUGGACCUUCCCCCUCACCAUACCAUUCCCGACCACAAAAACUUGCACGCCUCUCCACCUCUUCUUCUGUUGGUGCUGCCAUUGUUCAAGCUGAGUCCAGUCUUGAAAAUGAUGUACUUGACAAUAAGGAAGAACUCAAAACAAAACUCAAGGGGAUACUUCGUGACAAGUCUGAUGCUUUUAAUUCUGACCAGCCCGAGGAAGAUAAGAUAAAAUUGGGAGUGCCUGGAUGGAAAGAGAGGUACUAUGAAGAGAAGUUCUCUGCAAGUUCCCCUGAAGAGCUUGAGGAAAUACGGAGAGAUGUUGUAAGAUUCCAAAACCUUUUUCAGUUGAUUCCGUCCUGUGCUUAG
Lactuca virosa is the source of this 1803-nucleotide messenger RNA. NCBI's taxonomy places the organism in Eukaryota, Viridiplantae, Streptophyta, Magnoliopsida, Asterales, Asteraceae. The record is from the annotation of a GenBank genome assembly.